Molecule: messenger RNA, 4194 nt
Organism: Canis lupus familiaris (dog)
Lineage: Eukaryota; Metazoa; Chordata; Mammalia; Carnivora; Canidae
Gene: TIGD5
Product: tigger transposable element derived 5
Exons: 1
Coding region: 1-1953 (650 amino acids)
Cellular component (GO): nucleus
Molecular function (GO): DNA binding
Source: RefSeq, a predicted model, not a curated record
AUGUACCCCGCGGGUCCCCCGGCCGGUCCCGCUCCGCGCCGCGGCCGCCAUGCCCCGCCCGGGCGCCCCGCGCAGCCGCCGCGGCUCCCCGCGCCCACCCCGGCCCCCGCCGCGCGGCCGCCGCCCCCAGCGCCCGGGCCGCGGCCCCGCGUGGCCGUGAAGAUGGCCUUCCGCAAGGCCUACUCCAUCAAGGACAAGCUGCAGGCCAUCGAGCGCGUCAAGGGCGGCGAGCGGCAGGCCAGCGUGUGCCGGGACUUCGGGGUGCCGGGCGGCACGCUGCGCGGCUGGCUCAAGGACGAGCCCAAGCUGCGCUGGUUCCUGGAGCAGCUGGGCGGCGAGGUGGGCACGCAGCGCAAGAAGAUGCGGCUCGCCAACGAGGAGGAGAUCGACCGCGCCGUCUACUCGUGGUUCGUGGCGCUGCGCCAGCACGGCGUGCCGCUGUCUGGGCCGCUCAUCCAGGCGCAGGCCGAGGCCUUCGCGCGCCAGAUCUACGGGCCCGAGUGCACCUUCAAGGCCAGCCACGGCUGGUUCUGGCGCUGGCAGAAGCGCCACGGCAUCUCCAGCCAGCGCAUCUACGGCGAGGCCGAGCCCCUGGCCGCCGGCCCCGCGCCGGGCCCGCCCGUCAAGCAGGAGCCCGCGCCGCCCCCAGGCCCCGGCCCCGGCUCCCCGGCCGCCCGGGCCCCCGCCCCGCCGCCCCCCGCCGAGGGCGGCUACGGCGACGAGCAGAUCUACAACGCCAACGUCACCGGCCUCUACUGGAAGCUGCUUCCGGAGCAGGCGGCGCCCCUGGGCGCAGGGGACCCCGGCGCGGGCGGCUGCGGGCGGCGCGGGCGCGGCGACCGGGUGACCGUGCUGCUGGCCGCCAACCUGACGGGCAGCCACAAGCUGAAGCCGCUGGUCAUCGGGCAGCUGCCAGACCCGCCGAGCCUGCGCCACCACAACCAGGACAAGUUCCCGGCCUCCUACCGCUACAGCCCGGACGCCUGGCUCAGCCGCCCGCUGCUGCGGGGCUGGUUCUUCGAGGAGUUCGUCCCUGGGGUCCGGCGCUAUCUGCGCCGCAGCUGCCUGCAGCAGAAGGCCGUCCUGCUGGUCGCCCACCCGCCCUGCCCGAGCCCAGCGGCCAGGAUGCCCGCCCUGGAGGAGAGCGAGGACGCCCUCUGGCGCUGUCGGCCUGAGCCCCUCAGCCCCCCGGAGGAGCUGCAGACCCCGGAUGGCGCAGUCCGGGUGCUAUUCCUGUCCAAGGGCAGCAGCCGGGCUCACAUCCCUGCCCCGCUGGAGCAGGGCGUCGUGGCUGCCUUCAAGCAGCUGUACAAACGGGAGCUGCUGCGGCUAGCCGUGUCCUGCGCCGGGGGCUCCCCGUUGGACUUCAUGCGCAGCUUCAUGCUCAAGGACAUGCUCUACCUGGCCGGCCUCUCCUGGGACCUGGUGCAGGCAGGCAGCAUUGAGCGGUGCUGGCUGCUGGGCCUGCGGGCGGCCUUCGAGCCCCGGCCGGCCGGGGAGUGUGUUGGGGGGCAGCCGGCCAGCCAGGCCGAGGAGGCUGCAGAGCACAGCCGGGUGCUCAGCGACCUCACGCACCUGGCGGCCCUGGCCUACAAGCGCCUGGCGCCCGAGGAGGUGGCCAAGUGGCUGCAUCUGGACGAUGACGGGGGGCUGCCCGACAGCUGCAGAGAGGAGGCAGGCCCUGGCCGGCCCCCUGUACUGGCCCCUGCUGCUCCUCCACCCCCGGCCAGCCUACCCUCUGUCAUGGGGGGUGCAGAGGAGGAGGAGGAGGCUGCCGUGCCCACUGCCGGGGAGGCUGUCCGGGGUCUGGAGACAGCUCUUCGGUGGCUGGAGAAUCAGGACCCUCGGGAGGUGGGGCCGCCGAAGCUGGUGCAGCUGCGUUCACUGAUCAGCAUGGCUCGGAGGCUGGGGGGCAUCAGUCCCUCUCCUGCAGUCCCUGAAGAUGGGGUGUGACCAGGCCCACCUGAGUGGCCCCCCGGUGGCUGUUCUCCUGCUGCACUUGGAGGGAGGGGAUACGCACAGUCUUCCAUUUCCUCUCUUUCCUACCCUGAGAUGGCCUACCCCGUGGCUCGGGGCUACAGGGAUCCCAGUCCCCAGGCUGGCUUGUAGGGGCUCCGUUGGUGAAAGGUCAUCCCGCUCCACUCGUCCCCGUUCUCUGGAGGGGGACGUAGCAGAGGGGUCCCGGGCUCACACACGUCCUCCAUCCUCUCUGGGCAAGCACACUCGUAGGGUCUGUGGUUUCAGCCAGGGUCCCUUGCCACACCCACGCACUUACCGGAGCAGUUUCCCGUGUUCCCGCCCUGGCCCUUGUGCGCCUUUCUGUACCUCCUGCCUUCCUCCCGGGUGGCCCAUCCUGUGCACUGGACAAGGGCCCAGCACUCCUGUAAGUCGAGCCCUGCUAUCUCACGGUCCAUGUGCUACAGCCCUGCAGCCCUCUCCAUGCGGAAGCACGUGUCUCCAGUUGGGUUUUUAACACAUUACCUGUUUUUACAGAUCUCCUUCCUGGGGGCCACGGUGGUAUCUCUCCACAGCCUGCAGCUGGCCUUGGAGGUUGGCUCUGUAGGGACUGGGGACGAUGGCGGCCAGCAAGUGGGGAGUGGGAGGUUCUGGAUGCAGCUUGGAGCAUAGAUUUCUGUUCCACUGGGAUUGUUAGUUUUCCUUAAGAAAAUUGCAUUCCAAACCUCUUAUUCAAUGGGGUUAGCAACCUUGUACCCUUGGGCCCUGGUGACUUGACCAAUGAAGGAGUGAGCUCCCUGGGCCGGCCACAGCGCACUUGGUGCAGCCCAGGGCCCAGAGCCGUGCCGUCUCCCCGGAGCGGGCCUGGGGUCCUGCCAGCCACACCGGGACGACCUCCAGUGCCUUAGUUCCCCUCCACCGCUGCCCCACCUCUGCUGGCACUGCCGAGCGUGUGGCUCAGGAGCUGUUCCCAGAGCCUCCGGCAGUUGGGCUUUGGGUGGCUCAGGUUGAGAGGAGGAGGGAGGUGUCCAUGUGUUGCUGCCCAGCGGGGGUUUCAGAGUCCUGCUGCUGCUCUGCGACCCAGGGGCACCUGUGGAGAGCCGUGGCCUCUGGAGAGGUGCUGCCCGGAGCCCUUGUGAAAGGCAGGGGCCCUGCCUGCUCUCCACCCCUCCUGCCCCGCACCCCCCAGCCAGCCCGAGACUGCAGAGGCGUAGCCGGCCACGCACCGGCGAGGCAGCUGGAGGGAGCCCCCAGAGCAACUUCCCCACUAGUCUGAGAGCAAACUGUUCUGGGAACCGUCCCUAGGCAAAAAGUGAGAGAGUGUGUGUGUGUGUGUGUGCGCGCGCGCGCGCGCACACCAUACAUAUGGCUCAAAUCAAAGCUGAGGGAGGGUGUGAAGAAUUUGGGAGCGGGGGAAGCAAGGCUUGGGUAGCCAGGCCAGGGCAGCAGCCCCCAGCCGGAGCCCGUCCACUCAACAGCUGUGUGGAGCCUGCACCCCUAGAGGAGCUCCAGGCGUCUGUGGCUGGCUCAGGGCUUCAGGCAGUCUCACAUCUCCUACUACCUGAUGGCAGCUCAGGGCCCUAGGGCUGGGGUGCCUGGCCUCCGCCCCGCCGGGCCUGCCCACUGGAGAGCAGCUCCCAGGCCCCCAAGGGCGCUAGGCAGGGGCAUCUGGGGCCCCCGAGUGUAUCUCCAUGGAAUGGCUGAAUAUUCAAAGCAGCAAAGAUCUGCUCUUGGUCAGGGUCGUGGUUAGGGCCUCCAGUGGGCUUGGCAGGGGCCUGGGAAUGGAGGCCUGGUGGGCGUCCAGGCUUCUGCUAAACCCCUCUUGACCUGCAUGUUUCAGGGGGAUGAGACCACGCUGCAACCAGGAGGGAGCCAGUCUGAGACGCAUGGCCUUGCCCAGGGGGGCUGCAUGCCUGGGAAGCGACCCAGACGUCCCUUGGGCGGCAGGUGCAAUGUCCGCACGAGCUGAGGGGAAGAGCACACCCUGCGGGGUCCCCCAGCCCACACGCCAGGAUUGCUGCGGGGAGCCCAGGGCCGGGGUCGGGCACUCUUGGUCCCCAGAUAAGGGUGCCCACAGGUGAGGCUGAUCCAGGGGCGUGUCCUUGAGAGGACCAUGGGCUUUGAGGGUGCAUGCUUGGCUCAGGGCCUUUUCACACCCACCCUUGCUGGUAGGGGGGUGGCCCAAUCAGGUGGGCCCCACGUGCUUUAUAAUAAAGGUUCGUGUCAACGUCACAUGCA